Carassius gibelio (silver crucian carp) is the source of this 4661-nucleotide messenger RNA. RefSeq names its product thrombospondin type-1 domain-containing protein 4-like. The record is from RefSeq and is a predicted model, not a curated record. The transcript is spliced from 17 exons. Gene Ontology annotation, biological process: extracellular matrix organization. Gene Ontology annotation, cellular component: extracellular matrix. Lineage: Eukaryota; Metazoa; Chordata; Actinopteri; Cypriniformes; Cyprinidae. Gene Ontology annotation, molecular function: metalloendopeptidase activity.
UCUCUGACUGACGGAGAAUCUUUCACUGGAGUAUAAACAUCGCACAUGAAGAGGGUUAAAGUCAUUAAUGAUGGAGAUUAUUGCUAAUGAGCGACGCGUGAGCUGCUGGAUGAUUAAUGAACGCGCUGGAUUACGCGCGUCAGGACGCGUCGCGAUGCAUCAACGCGUUCACCAUUAGAACAGCUGGAGCUCAACGGGUGCAGCGCUGCAGUCAGUCUUCAGUAUGAGAGCGGCUCUGAACAUCAGUGUCGCUCUGGUUCUGUUUCCGAUCUUCAUGUGUCAUCAGACAACAAGGCAGAGCGGUUCUGAAGGAGCGGCGUGGAGGUCGUGGAGCUCCUGGGGUUCGUGGGGCGAGUGUUCGCGCUCCUGCGGCCGAGGAGUUCAGGAACAGACCAGAGUCUGUCUGACACAGUAUCCAGCGUCACAGAACACGCCGAACCCGAGACGCCUGACGUACGGAUGGAGGUAUGAUGCAUGGAAUAUAUUAUUGUGAUGUAAAACAGCUGUGUGAAUCUCUGUUAAAGAGUCAUUUAUUUCUGUGAUGCACAGCUGUAUUUUCUGCAUCUAAUGUUAUUUCCCCUUUAUUUCCUCGAUCUAUUGAAGGCGAGCGAACAGUAGCCGCAUCAGUCCAGGGACGUACGGAUACAGAACGAUGCCAUAUUCAACGCCUCUUCAGAAAGAAUCCAGCCGAACGGCACACAAACAGAGACGAUCAGCAUCAAACGUCCCACACCGGAGCUACAGGACUCAUCAGAGAAGCCCGUAUCAAAACACUCGCUCUCACACAGCCACCCAACACACCCGAGCGCUGAUGAACACCGCAGCCGUGCAGAGCCCAGCACCAAACCCCUGCCCUGGAGCCCCGAACCGGCACAAGAUCUGCAACAGCACGGCCUGUCCGUCACCCAGCAGACCAAUCAGAGAGCUGCAAUGCUCCGCCUUCAACACGCAGCUCUUCAUGGGCCGAUUCUACCAGUGGGAACCUUUUAAUGACGUUUCCAGCGAGCAGAGCUGUAAGCUCAACUGCCGCGCCGUCGGCUUCCGUUUCUACGUGCGUCAGGCGGACAGAGUCAUGGACGGCACUCCGUGUGGACAGAACCAGACGUCUGUGUGUGUGGCAGGACAGUGUCAGAGUGCCGGCUGUGAUGAACUCUUGGGCUCUGGCAGGGUUCCUGAUAAGUGUGGUGUGUGCGGCGGAAACAACAGUGCGUGUAAGCUCGUCUCUGGCGUGUUCCAGCACACUCUGUCUAAAGUGGGCUAUCACAAGAUCGUGGAGAUCCCGCCGGGAGCCACCAAAAUCAACGUCACCGAGAUGGUGAAGAGCAGGAACUACCUGGCUCUGCUCAGCCGGUCUGGACGAUCCAUUAUUAAUGGAAACUGGGCCAUCGACCGUCCAGGAAUGUAUGAGGGAGUGGGAACGAUGUUCACGUACCGCCGGCCGAAUGAGAUCAGCAGCACUGCAGGAGAGUCCUUCCUGGCCGAGGGACCCACCAAUGAGAUCCUGGACGUGUUUAUGAUCUACCAGCAGCCCAAUCCAGGCGUCCGUUAUGAGUUCAUCAUGCCGUCAGAGAACGCUGUAGAUGCUCCUCAUCCUAAACAGAACCAGCUGGACGUGAAUGCUGUGAACGGUCCGUCAACCUCAGAGGAUCACGAGAGCUCAGGGGUCAGACAUCCUCCUCCCGUCCCGGAUAAUCAGCUUCCUGCAGCUCCGCCUACAACCAGAGCCAGAGAAUAUAACUGGAAACUGAGCGGCACCACAGACUGCAGCGCCUCCUGUGGACGAGGAAGCAGGUUCUCUGUGUUCGUCUGUGUUCAUCGAGGAACUCAUGCUCUGGUGCUGAGCGAUCUGUGCGACAGCAGCACCAAACCCAGCCCUCAGGAGGAGCCCUGUAACGUCCAGCCCUGCCCUGCCUUCUGGGACAUCGGCGAGUGGUCCGAGUGCAGUAAGACGUGUGGUUUGGGCGUGCAGCAUCGUCAGGUUCUGUGUCGUCAGCCGUACACUAACCUCACACUGAACGUUCACAGCAGCCGCUGCAGACACCUGGAGCACCCCGAGACCAGCAGCUCCUGCCAGCUGAAGAUCUGCAGCGAGUGGCACAUCCGCUCCGACUGGAGCCCCUGCUCGGUGCCCUGCGGUGUAGGUCAAAGGUCACGUGAGGUGCACUGUGUCAGUAAUGUUGGUGAUAUCGUGGCAGAUGACGAGUGCAACAUGAAGCUGCGUCCCAGCGAUGUGGAGAACUGUGACGCAGGUGUGUGCACCAAGAGCUGGUUCUUCAGUGACUGGAGCGCUCAGUGUUCGGCUGACUGUGGCGCAGGGAUACGGACACGCAGCGUUCAGUGCCUCACCAAUCACAUCAGCAGUCUGCCUCUGGAGAGCUGCGGGGCCCAACGGCCCCCCGAGGCCCAGCCCUGCAACAACGGCCCCUGUGAGAGCCGCACAGAGUGGUUCACCGGACCCUGGAGUCAGUGCUCGGCGGAGUGCGGCUCUGGCGGUCAGCAGAGGGCAGUGGUGUGUCUGAUGAGGUCAGACGAGGGUUUCAUGGUGAUGCCGGCGUACGAGUGCUCGUCUCUGGACAAACCCCUGAGCCAGCAGAGCUGCUUCAUCAAGACCUGCGGAGCCAAGUGGUUCCACACCGACUGGAGCGCGUGCUCUAAGACGUGUGAGACAGGUUACCGUGUGCGAGAGGUGCGCUGUCUGACCGAUGACAUGAUGACCAGCGAGCUCUGCGACGAAACACUGAAGCCUCAUGACAAGGAGGAGUGCCACCCUGAGCCCUGCCUGCCUCUGAUUGAUGAGAAGUGUCGUGAUAAAUACUUCAACUGUAACGUGGUGGUGCAGGCGCGUCUCUGCGUGUACGACUACUAUCAGAUGGCGUGUUGUGCGUCCUGCACGCGUGUGGCACGGAGGAGCUCUGGACACUGGGGACAGCGAUCAUGACCAGAGAUCCUGGGAUUGAACACAGAUGCUGUGUGAUGAUGAGAUCAGUAUGUACUCAGUGCGUCGUCACACAUGAACACUAGAGCGCAGGAUGAGGAGAGAAUCACUGCGUCAGCAACCACUUCACUUCUGUUCACACCACGGAUUUAAAGUGACUUGAGCGUUAUUCAGAGUGAAUGUGAUCCGAACCGAAUGGAUCUGUGUGUGGAGCAGUGUGAACGGGUUCAGCUCACUGCAAAACUGGAUCCGGUUCCUCAGAUCUGAAACACUGAUUCGCUUUCUGAUUGGAUAAACUCUCAUCGAUGGGCUUCAAGAGCAAAAACACAAAGACAAUGAUUCAGAGUUAACAUAUGGAGCUAAAAUAGUCUCAAAAUUAAUGUGUUUACAAAAUUAAAAUCCAAUAGCUAUGUCAUAUUCUCAAAACAAAGCCUUUGUGUAUAAUGCAUUAUGUACGUUUUAAUGCAUUAAAUCUUUUCAUUAAUAAUUGUAGCCAAAGUUAAAAUGCAUUAUAAGUUUGUUUGCCAUGUUUUUUAUGCAUUAUAUUUUCUAAAGGUUUAACAAUGAGUGUUAUAAGGCAUUAUAACAGUCAGGGUCAUAGAUUAUUUUCUUGGUCAAGUGUGUUCAAAUAGAUGUUUUCAAGAGCUGGUGUGAGUAAAUAUAGAUUUCAACUCAAAGAGACAGGAUAGUCUGCGCAUGACAUGAUAUGAUGGACCCAGAAGGCGAGAUGAACAUCAAGGAGCACUAUACACACUUAUGAAGUGUGUGUUUCAUUCAUAUUUAAAGCCAGAGGCCGCUCUCACGCAGAAAGUCAUACCAGGAAACUCCUAAUAUGGGCAAAAGCAUCCAGACACUUUUGGAAACAUGAACACAUUAAACAUACCAUUGGGACAAUAUAUGUUUUUUCGAGUCAUCUCCAGCAGGUGAUAAAUAAAGUAUAUGAACAAUGCAGUGCUAAUUGCAUUUAUUACAGUAUAGAAUCUAUUCUGCCUUAUUAUUAUGUGAUGAAAGAAGUGUUUGUAGUAUAUAAACACAUAAUUAUUAUUUGUUGUUGUCCAGCAGUUAUAUAUUUCUACGCCUAUUAAAAGCUAGACAUUAGAGAAAAUAAGUUUUUGAACAGUAAACUUGUAAAGUCUCUGUUCACCAAGCCUGUGUUUAUUUGAUCCAAAGUACAGUAAAACAGUACAAUUUUGAUUUUCUUUUACUAGCCUAUUUUAAAUAACUGUUUUCUAUUUGAAUAUAUUUAAAAAUGUAAUUGACUAAGAUUUAAAGCUGAAUUUUUAUCAUCAUUACUCCAGUCACACGGUCCUUCAGAAAUAAUUCUGAUAUUCUGUUUUGCUGCAAAAAAAGUACUUUUUAAUGCAAUAUAUAUUUAUAAAUGUUUUAAGUAAAGUGUUACCAAAAAAAAAGAUAUAUUUGCGAACUCACAAACUCGUAACGUUAUUCAUAUUCACAGAAAAUGUUGUUUUGCAAAUGCACAACCAAAUUUACAUCCACAAAAUAAGAUUGAUUAAUUUUGAGCCUGUUUUAGCUCCAUAACAGCCACAGCGCUGAAGCGUUUAAACUGACGAGAACAUUUAAGUCCUAUAUUUUUAUUGUACUCACUGUAUUUAUAUUUUGAACACAUUCAGUUCACAGUUUUGAAACAUUUGUCAGCUUUCUCAUUCAGAACCAUUUUUCUGUAUCUUUUUAAUCUUUUUAAAGCUGAUUAAAGUCUAAAGUUGAA